Cylindrotheca closterium is the source of this 1242-nucleotide messenger RNA. NCBI's taxonomy places the organism in Eukaryota, Bacillariophyta, Bacillariophyceae, Bacillariales, Bacillariaceae. The record is from the annotation of a GenBank genome assembly.
AUGUCGUCACUGUCAUCAUUGCUGCUGUUACUUCGAGUGGCCCUGUUGAUCCACCUCAGCGGGGCUUGGACGACGACGACGACGACGACCAGCAAUAUUAUUCGUCGUCCCAGCACUAUGAUUCCGACUCGAUCCAAGAAGACGCAACUGCAAAGUGGGAUCGGAAUUGCCAAGGAUUAUACAUGGAGAGAAGAAGCCUUUGAAAUUGAAGUGACCGUCCAAGUUCCUCCCGAAACCAAAGCCAAGGAUGUUGGCUUCAAGGCCAGGGCAAAUUCCAUUGAAUUGACUUUGACUAAAAAAGUGGACGGCGGCGACGACGACAACAAGAAUGAAACAACUACUGAAAAAGUAAUACUGCUGGAUCCAACAAGAGCAUUGAGGGGAAGAAUUGUGAUUGAUGGGACAUAUUGGGUGAUUUCGGAUUCCAUCGAAGACGAGGUCAAGAAUAGUGCCGCGGCAGAAACUGAUGACGACGACGACGACGACAAAGAAUCGUCAGCGAAACAGCCUGGUCGUCAAGUCACAGUCACCAUUGAAAAGCAAAUUCAAAAAGCCAAGGAUGACUUUGACGUUGUGGAUUACGAUUGGAAUGGUGUUUACCGGGAAGAAGAAAAGGAUGAAGUUAGCUACCGCAAGUAUGACGAACCCGAAGAAAUGGAUGUCCGGGAAUAUGCGCAAAGUUUGGGAGUCGACAUUGACAAUAUUAACAUGUCCAUGGUGGACAAGUCCAUGUUUUCAUCUGGCUUGAACACGACCAGUGCCAAGUCGAACAUGGAAAGUAUGAUGGAUGCUGGAUUGAUGAAAGAAGUGACCCAACAGGGGGAUGGAUCGGAAUGGACCAUGGGCAAAGACGGUGAGCGGGUUCCCUUCAAUUCCAUGCUCAAGGACAAGGAUAAAGAUGAUAGUCUCUAUAGUGCAGAGGAUGAAGAAGGAGGAAGAGAAAAUGAUGCGAUACCCUUUCUGGACACUGAUUCUCCUUGGCACGAUGCACCGGAUGCUACUGCUGCAGAAGAGGCUGCGAAGGACGACAAGAAAAAGAACAAGGCGUUGGAGGAGAAAAAGAAACAACUGGAAAAGAAACGACAAAAAGAAGCCAUUGAUCCCAUAUCCACGCUUACCGUAGCAAGACUUCGAGAAAUUCUGCGUUCCCGAGGCUUGAAAGUCAGUGGCAACAAGAAGGAACUUCAAGACCGAUUGCGGGCAGAAGUCCAAUCCCUAGUCAAAAUGGAUACCACCGAGUAG